UUCGGCGCGCCAACGGAGUGGACUAUCUUUAGUGUGGCGGAAAUGAAAAAGAACGUCUGGAAAUGUAUGGAGUUCUCGGUAAAGGAUGCCGCAUAUAUAUAGACAUAUUUUGAGCAGGAGACCCCCUUCAUGGGCGCAUAUUCCCCUGAGCCCACGCGAUCAAAAUGAACCCACACGAUCAUUACAAACCCCGGUGUCGAGAGCCCCAUCCUCUCACGGCCCACCAGAGCCUCGUGAUUAUGUCUCGAUGAUCCUUUUUCUGCGUAGACACCAUCGAAAGUGCUGCCGAAGAACACUAACGACCAUUGUCUACAUGGUAUCAUGCGAACACCUGGAGCGGAGUGCAAGUCUUUCAGGAGUGCUGGCCCAAACGUCUGAGGUCGCGAAUGUGUUCUGCAUGAGUGUAGACCGUCCUGAAUCUUUCUUAAAAUAGAGCUGGGUAAUGAAUAUUCUGAGAGUCCUUUUUUUUUAUACUUUUUAACGCCAUAUCCCCUUAGUCUAGGCGUACAGGCAAACCUAGGCCGCGUUGCUCAUGCCGUGGCCAGCUAACGGACGAUUACCAAAAGAUGGCCAAUGCAAGACGAGGUCUCUCCUAACCAGGCAGUUGAUUUGAGGGGUCCAAAGUGUCGAAGA
Messenger RNA from Gamsiella multidivaricata, 633 nucleotides. RefSeq lists its product as uncharacterized. Lineage: Eukaryota; Fungi; Mortierellomycota; Mortierellomycetes; Mortierellales; Mortierellaceae. The record is from RefSeq and is a predicted model, not a curated record. The coding region runs from base 86 to 433 and encodes 115 amino acids. The transcript has a single exon.